AUGGUCAAACAUUCCAUUAUGUGGUUUGUGUUCCAAGUGGUCAAACGGACACAUUUCUAUUUCAGAAGAACCUUUUCGUCGUAGUCUCACAGAUGGCUUCUGCAGUACAUUUGAGUGCACACAGCUCACUCCAAUUCUCUAUUCCUCCACUCUCUCGACGCAAUGGUGUUCGUGUGCACCCACUACGAAUAUCCAAUAAUCAGGGAAGGGAACCUCCUUUAUUCAUAGAAUUUUAAAUAAAUAUUUUGAAUUUAUCA
Caenorhabditis elegans is the source of this 257-nucleotide messenger RNA. RefSeq lists its product as uncharacterized. The record is from RefSeq and is marked reviewed. The transcript is spliced from 2 exons. NCBI's taxonomy places the organism in Eukaryota, Metazoa, Nematoda, Chromadorea, Rhabditida, Rhabditidae. Bases 1 to 84 code for a protein of 27 amino acids.